UAGAAAAAUUUCAAAAAUAUUCUGAACUUGAAGCUAAACUUGUAAUUGAAAAUCUUAACUUCUUAACGAUGCUACCAAAGUUUUUUGAACUAAUAAUAAAUAUCUGCUCAUAUAUGAACUCAACAGUUGUACUUUACUACAUCAAGCCUUUAUCUAUUAUACAAAAAGUUAAAGGUGAAAGAACCACAUGUAUUGAAAAUUAUACGUUACCUCAGCUGCAAAAUCAAGUUUCUACUUGUUCAGAAAACAAAAACUACAUUUAUGGUUUUUGUGAAGCAAAUAUAAUUUCAAAAUCUAGCGUUACAUUAAAGUGCUUGACAACAAAUCGGCUUUCGUUAGAUAGUUUUAGUACAACGUGUUCUUCAGAUAUUGGUUUGUGGAGUUUUUAUCAGGACCCGAUUUUUUCAACUUACGGCAUUUAUGUUAUAUAUAUGAUACUUGGAUCGUUUAUAAUCAUUUUAGCAUUACUUACAAACUUGGUGAUUAUAUUUUCUGUUGCUACUUCAAAAUUAAUAAAAUCACCCAAUGCUGUCGUAUACGCAGUACAUAUGGCUCUACUUGAUCUAUCAUUAGCACUCUCCGCUCAACCCAUGUAUUUAUUUUUAAACACCGUAUCUCAGGAGAACUGGUUUCACGGCUACUUUAUAGUGUCGGAAAAAAUGUACAAUUCCAUUUCAGAUUGGUAUAACCAUAUUGAUUUUGUGCUAAUAAAUGCUCAGUUUGCAAACUUAGCGGUGUUAGGUGUAGAAAGAUGCGUUGCAAUUGUUAAACCGUUUUGGUAUUUAGAAAAUGUUUCGUACAAAAAGUGCAUUUUGUCUUUAGGUUUAGUAUGGAUUUAUACAGUAAUUAUGUUUUUUAUAAGGUUUUAUACUGUAGAAAAUGAGAUGAUUAUUUAUGUAAUAAUUUCACUUGCAUAUGGAGUACCUACACUUAUUAUGCUAUCAACUUAUGCUGUAAUCAUUUACGAUGUCCGAAAAUCUCAAAAGCGAACGAAUUCCCAUAAAAACCAACAGUUAAUAGUGACAGUUAAAUUAGCAAAACUGAUGAUUCUUUUUUUUAUUUGUUGGAUACCAUUUUUUCUUUGUUUUAUAUUAGAAAUGAAAACUACAACUAAUGAUGUCAUAGUUGCAAUGAAAUGGACAAAAUUGUUGUCAUAUUGCCACAGUUUUUUCAAUCCAAUUAUUUACUCUUUCUCGCAUUCGGAAAUCAAAAAAGAAAUUAUAAGAACUCUACAGUUCUUCACAAGAAGUAAGAAAAAAAAAUUGAAAAGAACAAUCUCAACUUAUGACACGUCACCUCAAACUAGAAAUACUUCAACAUGGACUAUUUCAAAUUCUAAUUGAAUGUAUAAAUUUGUUUUUCAUAAAAUCCCGAGACAAAACUCAAUAAAAACAUAACUAAACUAAACUACAUACAAGUUGCACGCUAAAGCUACUUUCUUUGCCCAUGAUAUCAGCAGUGUAUAAAAUAGGUUUUUUGAUUUUGUAUAAAUUAAGUAUCAUUACUUAGCCGCUUUAAAAUCCAGGUAGAAGAAAACGUGAUUCUGAUAAGUUUAUUUCAUAUCAGUACAAAAGUUAGUUUUUUACCAAAAGCAUCAAUAAUUUUCUUAUGCCCUAUAUCACGUUUGCUUUAUUUUAAAAUUGAUUUUUUUAUUAUGUACAUUUGGUUUGGUAAGAAAUAUUUGUUUUAUCUAUUUGCUCAUAAAUGCCAACAAAAACUUACAUAAUGAAGAAAAAUUGAAUUUCCUUUGAUAAUCGCACGAUUUUUAUUGCACGACAAUACAAAAAUUUUCUUAUACAAAUUAAGUUAAUCUUAAAUAACAGAAACCAACUUGUUAUACUUUGCGAAAAAUAGUCAAAUUGGUUUCAAAUUUAAAAAUAGUCAAAUUGGUUUCAAAUUUUCAAAAAAGUAAUCCAAGGAUCAGUAUUUGGACAUUUGGACCGCUUUUACUUAUAAUAUUCAUAAACAACUUUCUCUGUCAACUUUUCACGUAAAAAAACAUAGAUAGACGAUAGUAAAAUUGUUACCGAGUUGUACAAAAUUGAUACACAAAAAGUUGAACCACAAAUUGGUAUAAAUAAAAUACCUGAACGGUGUCAUUAAUAGAAAAUGGAAAAACGGUAAUUGGCAAGAACAGCAAAAAAUAAGAAUACUCAAUCCUGGGAUACGAUAAAAAUAUAGGAUUUCGACUUAUAAGCUCUGUUUCUGAAAAAGAUCUAGGCCAUAUGACUUCUAAUGAUUGAAAACAUAGCCAACAUAUCCAAUAAUGCACCAAUAGAACUGUUAAAAUGCUAGAUUUACUAAAUUCAAACUCGAAUUCUACACCAACUUAAUUGCUAAAACAUCGUAUAACACCUUAACUUACGUAAUUUAUAUUAUAUUAAAAAGGAUCUGUUACAAGUUAUUUUAAAUCACAAAACCCCGUACCCUAUCUGUCACAAAGCCAAGAUCUCAAUGUUUUUCACGUGAUGUUAUGAAAUACAUCAAUCGGCAAUUAGUCGCUUAAAAACCAACCAAUCAAGACAAGUCUACUUGCUUUGAUUGAAGAUUGAUGGUAACAUAACAUUCCUCAGAAUAUUCUUGCUAAUUUAUUUGAAUUUGGUUUGAUGUCUUGUUGUUGUUAGGCUGUUUUUCAAAAACAAAUAGAUAUAAAUCUAAACACUAACUUUCGUAUCGAAAUAUCUUUUAAAAUUGAUAAGUUAUUGAUUUUUUAAAUAAAUAUCAAUCAAAAUUUA
Hydra vulgaris (swiftwater hydra) is the source of this 2735-nucleotide messenger RNA. Its product is annotated as melanocyte-stimulating hormone receptor. Gene Ontology annotation, cellular component: plasma membrane. Gene Ontology annotation, biological process: G protein-coupled receptor signaling pathway. Gene Ontology annotation, molecular function: G protein-coupled receptor activity. The record is from RefSeq and is a predicted model, not a curated record. NCBI's taxonomy places the organism in Eukaryota, Metazoa, Cnidaria, Hydrozoa, Anthoathecata, Hydridae.